Cavenderia fasciculata is the source of this 870-nucleotide messenger RNA. RefSeq lists its product as uncharacterized. The record is from RefSeq and is a predicted model, not a curated record. Gene Ontology annotation, molecular function: palmitoyl-(protein) hydrolase activity. The transcript is spliced from 4 exons. Lineage: Eukaryota; Evosea; Eumycetozoa; Acytosteliales; Cavenderiaceae. Bases 1 to 870 code for a protein of 289 amino acids. Gene Ontology annotation, cellular component: membrane.
AUGUUAUUUUCAAUCUUAACAACUGCUUAUUGGGUUGGAGUAGUAGCAAUAGCAGGUGCAGUUGGUAUACUAUCACUUGUCUAUGUAGCACAAGAAAAACUUAUAUAUUUUCCAGACACUCAACACUUUUUGGCUCCAUCUAGAUAUGGAUUCGCUGAUCAAGACUGGAAGGAAGUCAUGUUGAGAGCAAGCGAUGGAAUAACAAUACAAACAUGGUUAUUUAAACAAAAGAAACCAAAGGCUUGUCCAACUAUUAUAUUUUGUCAUUCAAAUGCUGGUAAUCUAAGUCAUAGAUUACCAAAUAUUAAACAACUUUUCGAUGUAAUUGGUGUCAAUGUAUUCAUAAUCAGUUAUAGAGGUUAUGGUAAAAGUGAAGGUGUACCAACUGAAAAUGGUAUUAAAUUAGAUCUUGAUGUAUCAAUCGAAUAUUUAUUAUCAAGUGAUGAAGUAGAUAGUAAUAGAUUAUGUAUAUUUGGUAGAUCAUUGGGAGGAGCAGUAGCAGUAGAUGCAUCCUAUCGAUAUCCACAACACAUCAAGGCCAAUAUUCUUGAAAACACCUUUUUAUCGAUCCCAGAGAUGGUCGAUGUUGUGCUGCCACAACUCAAAUUCUUCAAACCACUCUGUCGCAACAAAUGGAACAGUUAUCUCACCAUUCGUGAGAUCCGUACUCCCAUUCUCUUCCUCUCGGGACAAAACGAUGAACUUGUCCCUUCAGCUCACAUGAAGCGUCUCAAAGAGGAAGCUGUCAAUUCUGUAAAUACCAAUAUGAUCAUUUUCGACAAGGGAGGACAUAUGAAUCUUAUGCUCCAACCAAAUUAUUACGAUCAUAUUAAAGAAUUUCUUGAAAAUGUUUUUGGUAUUUGGAGAUAA